AUGUAUGAUGGGCCAGGGAGGGAGGAAAUGCCGACCAAGAGGAGCGUGGGCACCCUGGGCGACAAGGACCUCAGCGGGAAGAAGGUGCUCCUCCGCGCCGACCUCAACGUGCCGCUGGACGACGGCCAGAGGAUCGCCGACGACAACCGCAUCCGCGCCUCCGUGCCCACCAUCAAGUUCCUCAUGGGGAAGGACGCCAGGGUCGUCCUGGCCAGCCAUCUGGGCCGUCCAAAAGGGGUCACCCCGAAGUACAGCUUGAAGCCUCUUGUUCCCCGCCUGUCUGAGCUUCUUGGAGUCGAUGUUGUGAUGGCCAAUGACUGCAUCGGUGAGGAAGUUGAGAAAUUAGCUGCUGCUUUACCAGAUGGAGGUGUCCUACUUCUAGAGAAUGUGAGAUUCUACAAGGAGGAAGAGAAGAAUGACCCUGAGUUCGCCAAGAAACUAGCAUCCGUUGCUGAUCUGUAUGUAAAUGAUGCCUUUGGCACUGCACAUAGAGCACAUGCUUCAACAGAGGGAGUUACCAAGUAUUUGAGGCCUGCUGUCGCUGGCUUUCUUAUGCAGAAGGAACUUGACUAUCUUAUUGGAGCAGUUGCCAACCCGAAAAAGCCAUUUGCUGCAAUUGUUGGUGGAUCCAAAGUGUCAACCAAGAUUGGGGUGAUCGAGUCUCUUUUGGCGAAGGUUGACAUCCUCAUCCUUGGUGGCGGUAUGAUUUACACAUUUUACAAGGCACAGGGGCAUGCUGUUGGAAAAUCUCUUGUGGAGGAAGACAAGCUUGAACUGGCAAACUUGCUUAUUGAGAAGGCCAAGUCGAAGGGAGUCUCUCUUUUGCUUCCCACUGAUAUUGUGGUGGCUGAUAAUUUUGCUGCAGAUGCUGAGAGCAAGAUUGUUCCUGCCUCUGCUAUUCCUGAUGGUUGGAUGGGUCUUGACGUCGGCCCGGAUUCUAUCAAGAAAUUCAGUGAAACUUUGGACACUACCAAGACUGUCAUCUGGAAUGGGCCGAUGGGAGUUUUUGAAUUUGAGAAGUUCGCAGCUGGCACUGAUGCGAUCGCGAAGAAGUUGGCUGAUAUCACAGCAAAAGGCGUGACAACCAUCAUCGGCGGUGGCGACUCUGUUGCUGCCGUCGAGAAGAUGCGAGUGGGGGUACUCACCACGUCGUCUCCCGGUCAGUUAGAUUGGGCCGAGGACCCCCAUGGCCGUAUACUCAUGGGCCAGUUCGGACAGGUCAAUUGCGAUGCCGGCAUCUUCGUUGCCAGCUCGACUGGUCACCUUGGCUCAACUGAGGACCGUGCUCCAUCUCUGAUCGUCAUGUUCGGACGAGGGCCUUCAUCAACAUCAACUCCGAUCUCUAUCAAUAUCAUGGAGGAAUCAUCCAUGGAGCUCGGGGGCUCAACGUCAACAUUGCCCUCGGACGACCGUGCUGUUUAA
Molecule: messenger RNA, 1422 nt
Organism: Triticum turgidum subsp. durum (durum wheat)
Lineage: Eukaryota; Viridiplantae; Streptophyta; Magnoliopsida; Poales; Poaceae
Source: the annotation of a GenBank genome assembly